AUGGCACCACGACGUAAAUGUCCUGUUUGUGGCUCGAAACAAUGGCACAAGGACUCUUCCAGCGGUCUUGUCGCCUGCAGCGAAGGGCAUGUCAUACAGAACUUCAGAAAUGAAUCAGGCGAGACACAGGAUCUAGGUAAUUAUACCAUGAGGAAGCGCAUUAUCAAGGCGGGUCGUAAGAAGGGGGUGAGGCAGAGCAGAGCCGAUCCUAAGCUCUAUCACGGCGAACGUGCGCGCUUUCACUAUUAUCAAUGCUUGCAGCUAGUGCUACGGAAGCAAAUCGUAGCAUUGAUUGGACUUUGGGAUCUAUCCCCCGAGUUUGAGACUGUAUGCAGAGAUAUAUGGGCAUUGCAUUUGAAUCUUCUGCCGACACCACCUCCUGCGGAACCUUACCACCACAUGCGGGAGCAGAAGAGUAAUCACGGUGACGACACAAAGCGGCCAUUAGAUAACCCCGAAGAGUCUAGAUCCGACGACGAUGAUCCCCAGUCGUCCUCCUCUAGCAGUGAGGAAGAAGACCCAGAACUUGCAGAACUUCUGCGUGAAAAUUCCGAACUAAGUUCUUCUGAUGAGGAAAAGCAACAUGCUUCUCAAAAGCAAGGGGUUCAGUCGAGCUACCGAUUUGUCGGUCCAUAUGACCGCCCGAUCAACUCUAUCGCCGUUCUCGUGGUCGCAUGUUGGACCAUGCGCUUACCUGUGAUGUACAAGGAUUUCAUCGACAUUAUUGAAUCUUACGAACUCCCUUAUUUGGAUUCUCUUCGCCUCCUCCCUUCCGAUAUGACUCGUCAUCUGACGAAGCACGCUGUUCGCGCGCUCUCUCCUCAUUUUCCCCCAAGCACGCUGUACAUUCAUCGCUUCGCCUCUCGCUUAGCAAAGCUCAUGUAUGCGAAUUAUGGCGUGUUCACACCACAGCUCAAUGCAUCGCCCAUCUUAUGGCGAGUUGUGCAACAAUGUCUUGGCGGCACUCCUAAAUUGUAUGGGCUCGUAAAGAGGCUCGGUAGUAUCCUGUCGCUGCCGUUAACACUUCACCACAGUCUGUCAUCCACGUUACAUCGCAUCGCACCGGGCGAUCCCGAAUUCCAAACGUAUGACAACGUUCCGCCGGAGCUAGCGCUAGUGGCCACAGCAAUAGUUGUACUGAAACUUGUGUAUGGCCUCGAUGGAAAACUGAGGCUUCCACAGGAUAUAGAGGAUCCCGCAUCCGCGCUUCCAGAUAUCUGUGGUUACCUAUCGGCAAUCAAGAGAAUGGAUGAAGCGGAUACCCGGUACAGUGAAAAGCGAUUUAGCUCCAGGGGCGUCAGGUCAACCGGCGAUAUGGAUCUUGCGACUAUAGACGAAUUCCUGGACUUCUGCGAACGGGUGUUGGUAAGAUCGCAAAGGAGUGAAUCAGAUCAACAAAUCCUGGACAAUUAUUUCCCACUUUCGACCGAAAGUGGAGGCGCUCAAUUGGAAGCAAUAGCCCCUCACAGCAUCGUUGAAGGACUCCCAGCCACAAAGAUCAACGUAGGCGAGACGACGGUCCUACAGCCUGGGGAAUCAUACACCAUCUACCAUUCUCGCGAUGUCCUGGGAAACCUCCCAGAGAAGCAGGCGCUCAUCAUCACGAGAUCAGCUAAAUGGGUUGGUGUCAGUGAAGAUUACUUGUGCGGGGUAGUUGAGCGCUUUGAGCGGCGACUCCGGCGAUGGUAUUAUAGGGAGCGAAGACGAGAGAAGGAAGAACAAGAGUCAGAAGGAGAGGGGGUGUUCGAUGGCGUGGAGGAUUGA
Molecule: messenger RNA, 1764 nt
Organism: Suillus bovinus
Lineage: Eukaryota; Fungi; Basidiomycota; Agaricomycetes; Boletales; Suillaceae
Exons: 10
Coding region: 1-1764 (587 amino acids)
Biological process (GO): nucleolar large rRNA transcription by RNA polymerase I; RNA polymerase I preinitiation complex assembly
Cellular component (GO): RNA polymerase transcription factor SL1 complex; RNA polymerase I core factor complex
Molecular function (GO): RNA polymerase I core promoter sequence-specific DNA binding
Source: RefSeq, a predicted model, not a curated record